Molecule: messenger RNA, 922 nt
Organism: Drosophila serrata
Lineage: Eukaryota; Metazoa; Arthropoda; Insecta; Diptera; Drosophilidae
Gene: CIAPIN1
Product: cytokine induced apoptosis inhibitor 1
Biological process (GO): iron-sulfur cluster assembly
Cellular component (GO): cytoplasm
Molecular function (GO): iron-sulfur cluster binding
Source: RefSeq, a predicted model, not a curated record
UACUGGCAACACUGGUACCAAUAUCAAAUAGAUCUUUCGAGCAAAAUAAUGGAGCAAUUUAAGGGUCUGCAAAAAUCCCUGUAUAUAUGGACUGACAGCGCCGAUUUGGACAAGCGAGUGGAGCAGCUGAAGGCAGCCACCGGCGGCGAUGUGGCCUUGGAAAAUGUGCACCGCCUGUCCUUUUCCUCCUAUGCCAACUCCAGCUUCGACCUAAUCGUGAUUGAAUGUGCUCAGCUCACCGACAAUUACGUAAAGUUGCUACACAUGCUGAAGCCCAGCGGCAAGCUGCACUUGGUCUCCUUCAUUGGACCGGCUGGCAGUCUGCUUCAAGAGGUCAAGCUUUCCGGUUUCAUCAACUGCCGCGAAGAUGCCGGCGAUGCUCUGACAGCCGAAAAGCCUGGCUAUGAAACGGGUUCCUCGGCCAGACUAUCCUUUGCCAAAAAGAAUGCCAGUGCCUUGAAUGUGUGGAAGAUUAGUGGGGACGAUGAAGACCUUAUCGACGAGGAGGAUCUGCUGGAUGAGGAAGACAAGCAAACGCCGGACCCGGCUGGUCUGCGUGUGUGUAGCACCACAGGAAAGCGCAAGGCGUGCAAGAACUGUUCCUGCGGCCUGGCCGAGGAAUUGGAGAGUGAGAAGCAGGAGAGCAAGGCGGCCACUGAGAACGCCAAGUCUAGCUGUGGAAAUUGCUAUCUGGGCGAUGCCUUCCGCUGCUCCACCUGUCCCUAUUUGGGCAUGCCCGCCUUUAAGCCAGGCGAGAAGGUUCAACUGGCCGCCAAUCUACUUAAAUCCGACAUCUAGCUUAGAGGCUCCCACUGCACUGAUCCAAUUACAUUUCGAUAGUUUAUUAAGCUGACUCUUACUAACAAACAAAUAAUGUCAUGAUGUAAAUACAAAAUUGCACAUGUCGCAGACCCUGCUCACA